UUCAUUGUCUUAGAGACGCUCUGUAAAAGCGCCCGAGAAUUAAGUUGACGUAGUUCUACGGUUUUCAGAUGAAAUAUGGCAGAGGCAGCAUUUUACAGUACAAAUACGAUAAAUCAGACAGCUCUUCUAAAUGGGUAUAUGGAGUGCGCAGAAACUCUGAUAGAAAAGUGUAAAGAACUGAGUGAUGUAACAGGGGCUAGUAAACUGGAACGUAAAUGUGCUGCUGAACUGAAGUAUCUCAAAUCAUUGGCCAGACGAAGAGGGGGAUUCGACAUUACUAACCUUCGCAGUAGUAAUUUAAGCCAUUACGCUGGCGUUCUUCAUUCUGCCGACAAUCUUCAGGACGUCACUCAUAUACUCCAGGCGUUCAGCUGCCCUGGACGGACGGAAGCGUUACAUAUGGAUGUGGUUGCAGGUCAAGGUCAUAUCUGGGUCAAAGUGGUUGCUAGGAAAGCGCAAGCUCUGCAUCUUAUAUGGAGAGGCCAAGGACAGUAUGGUGAGAAGGAUAUUACUAUUCAAGCCAAGGACUUUGUUGCUUGCUCAAAGGUCCACCCAGUGAAUUUCCAGGACCCUAAAAUCGUGUUCGCCUUUUAUAAUGGUGUCACGGCGGCUAUAGCACGGGAAUUAGAGAAGUCGGGCGUCAUUGUCCUCGGUGAGAUAGUACCUGUUGACGAUGACGUCGAAAGAAAAUUGAUGAAUCUAGAUGAUGAAUCGGAAAGUGAUGAAUCGGAUAGUGAUUAUGACACUUCUGAUGACGAUAAUGAUGUCAUAAAUGAUGUCAUUUUAUCAUGUAAAUGCAGUGAAAAUAAUAUAGCUUUUAGAAAGUUGCAACAGAAUUGUUUAAAGUGCGGAAAGCCGUAUGAAAGUGGAUUUACUCCGGAUAUUUCUAGUUCUGAUGGGAUAAACAGCUCAAGUUGUACUAUUGACCAAACUAUAGAAAACAAAAACAAGUGCCACAAUAGUGUCGAGAAUUCUGUGAUAUCUCAGAAUACAGACGAUUUUAUAUCGGGCAGUUCAUUUUCUGAAGAGGAACAAAUUAGUGAAAUUGUAUCGAGUAAUCAAUCUGAGGCCCUCUUGACAGAUUCAUCUUCCAAAAACAAACGCGAAAAACAUCCAAUUGACAGCGAUGUUAAUCAAGCGUCCAACAAACAUGAUUGUUCUACAUUAAAUUCCAUUGAUUCUCGCAUUUCCCAGAUUGCUUUGCAAGAUAAGAUUAGACUAGAAAUGAACACUGCUUCAGAUGGCCGGUCACUUGAAAGUAAUCAUAUGACUUUCCAGACAGACAAUAUGCCUGCAAUUCCGAACUGUCCAGAAAAGAAAUGUAAUGACGAAAUUGAUACGGGAAAAAACUUGAUCAGCAAAAAUUAUUUUAAUCUUGAUAAAUGGAAAAAUACGUCUGUGCUCUCAUUCGUCCAGAGUGAAUUAUUACUAAACCCAGUCGUAGACUUUCAUUCAAUACGGCACAUGCUAGCAGAUAACGAAUUAACCUCCAUUGACAAAAUUGGGCGAAUCAAUUUGGACAUUACGGCAUUGAUAACCUUAGUGUCAGCGGUGGCUCACGGGGGCUGUUAUUUUAGAUUUAAGGAGAAGAUUUUGUCUGAACAAGCUGCAGAGGAGAGAGAGGAUCCAGUGCUGCCAAAAUUAAAUGCAUUUAUUGAAGGGAAAGAAUUGUUUGCCUGUCAGACUGCAGUUGAUAGUUUCCAGACUAUACUCGAUACACUUGGUGGUCAAAACGAGAAAAAGAGAGCAUCAGAACUUUUGUCCAGGCUUACAGUUGUUCCCGAUAAUCCAUCUUUUAGAGCAACAACAAUUCCAAAUACUGGGAAAAUAAAAGAUAGAUCAAAAAUAAUAUUUGGUACUGGAGAUAGUCUAAGAGCUGUAACAGUCACAGCAAAUUCCGGCUUUACACGAGCUGCUGCUCAUCAGGGUGUAACAUUUGCUGCUUUUCUUCACGCAUCAAGAGCACUUACAGAACAAAAGGAGAAAACUGCUGAAGUAAUCAAAAGGGAUUCCUGAAAUUAUAUUCUUAUCCUGCUAUAUAUCUAAAAUGGACUGCUCCAUCUUUCAAUAUGGACAAGACCAUUUAUGAUUUCUAGGGGAACUUUUAAAAUAAGUAAUGACUGAAUAGUGAACUGCAGCAGUCUGAUCAUGAUAUGCAUUGGCUGCAUGUAUUGGAUAGAUUCAGGUGCCACAAGCAGUACUGAGGUUCAAAAGUAUGAAUUUCUUACAUAGAUCAACUGGGGUUUUUAAAUCAGAGAGAUAUGCAAGAUACUGAAGAGAUAUACUCGGAAUAGAUUGAAAAUCAUACUUAUAUGCUAUUUUAGCUUGUUUGAGUGAAAAGCGCUAAAUUUUGGAUCAUUUGUUUACAGUUAGAAUAAUCAUUUGGAAAAAUGGAGUUAGCAAAUGAACUGAAAUUUUGCACACAGGUUAUUAGUCCAAUGGAACACUAAUCUAGAAAAAAUAUUUUUCAGUCCUGUCG
Molecule: messenger RNA, 2479 nt
Organism: Ruditapes philippinarum (Manila clam)
Lineage: Eukaryota; Metazoa; Mollusca; Bivalvia; Venerida; Veneridae
Product: UPF0415 protein C7orf25 homolog
Exons: 8
Coding region: 76-2016 (646 amino acids)
Source: RefSeq, a predicted model, not a curated record